This is a messenger RNA of Nannizzia gypsea CBS 118893, 1446 nucleotides long. RefSeq lists its product as hypothetical. Gene Ontology annotation, molecular function: RNA polymerase I core promoter sequence-specific DNA binding; TBP-class protein binding. Gene Ontology annotation, cellular component: RNA polymerase I core factor complex. The record is from RefSeq and is a predicted model, not a curated record. The coding region runs from base 1 to 1446 and encodes 481 amino acids. Gene Ontology annotation, biological process: nucleolar large rRNA transcription by RNA polymerase I. Lineage: Eukaryota; Fungi; Ascomycota; Eurotiomycetes; Onygenales; Arthrodermataceae. The transcript has a single exon.
AUGUCGAGGACUGCAUAUUCGGACCAAGCUGCAUCAUCUUUUGCCCUCCCACUGCCAUUGUGGCAGCAGCCUGUAAGCUACCGAACAGCCAAGUAUGAACACCUGAAGCAACGGGGAAGAUUUCAAAGGAUACAUGAUGGCGACAGCAACGAGGAGCUGGACCAAGAGCACAGUGGUCAAGGGCAAGAUGGAACAGAAAGUGUGGUAAGAAGCGAGUCUGAGGCGAAGGAUAAACAGAAGGAGAAACAUCGAUCAACCACUCGAGUGCCACUAGUUCUCUCCCCUGGAGAAGCACAUCAAUAUAGGAUCUCAGGGCUUCCGGUAUACCGCGAAUUGCCAGGUGGACAAUUCCCACAUGAAGCCGAUUUGAACGACUUUACUUCACUUGAGAGUGACGAUGAAUUCGAAGGUGACGAAGAUGGGGCAAACACCUGGGCCACGAAACAGAAAAGAACCAAAACUAUAAAUAGCAGGCAGCGAAUAGAGACUGAUCUAUCUCAAUUGAAUCCACCAAUAUACCUAGCAGGUGGUAAUCCUACAAAAAAAAAUGCCCUGCGCCUUCGUCAUUUGAGCGUUGUAACAACCAUCUUACAUCGCUGUCUAAUGGAAGGGGACUAUCUUCGUGCCGGAAGGGCUUUGGGCCUGAUUCUUCGAGAUAAUUUCGGUGGACAUCCGGUAGACGUGAGGAACUCAGGGAGGUGGGCCACCGGGGCAGAGAUACUACUAUGGACUGGUUCUAGUUCCGGUCCUGGGAAUCGGGGAUGGUUUACAAGGGCUGGGUUUGAGCGCGCAAAAGAAUAUUAUGAAAGACUGAUCAUCCAAUAUCAGUAUCGCAAGGCAGCGCCGAACGCGUUAAGCCCGUUACAUUUCUAUCCAGCUAUGUUUGGGUUAUGGAUAUCAGUGUCCCAAGAGGAAAGCCGCUUGGCCAGAGACUCUGGAGAAUCCGUCUACAACUCUGGUGCGUCCGUUGCCGACAGCAAUGAAUACCCUGACCCUUCUGACCCUGGUGCAAGAAUGGAUGACUACACGCAGAGCCAUGACAAAAUAUCAGAUAAUAAAACGGCCAUUAUUGCUGCUCGCGUCAAGGAACUAGAAGAAGCCCAGCAGAUUGCAAGACAAAUGGAUGAAUUGCUCGUUUCUCCUCCUUUCUCGGAUAGCCACGAAUUGCUCAGGCUGCGUGGAAUGGUAUCUCAGUGGAUAGGUGAUCUUUACCUGUCUUCAGUUUUACUUAGUGAAAGCGAACAAGGCCUUGCUGGUAUAGAAGAUGAAUUCGGUGAUAGUCUUCCACAUGAUGAUCGUGGUGGAAACGCACGUCUCGACGCCGAGAUACUGAGAAUUGAAAUCGAUGCAGCCAAGGAGAAAAGGUUAGCAGAGAUCGAGAAAGCAAAGUCAUUCUUCAAUAAAGCGCAGGCUAGAUUGGAUCGGACUCGAAGUUCCGGUAUUUGA